Molecule: messenger RNA, 7924 nt
Organism: Microcebus murinus (gray mouse lemur)
Lineage: Eukaryota; Metazoa; Chordata; Mammalia; Primates; Cheirogaleidae
Source: RefSeq, a predicted model, not a curated record
AAAAAUAAAUAACAUAAAAAGUAUACAAAUAAAGGGAAAAAAAGGACUUCAGAUAGAACACAAGGGAAUGCAAUAUUUAAAGUGUGCACAGAAGAAAAAUGAGGAUAUGACAGUGAAGAGUGAAAAAAAAAUAAUAAGAGAAUUAGAGAACAGUGGUAUUACUGAAGCCAAGAGAGGAGAUAGUAUUAAGGGCAGAGCUGUCAAAGGAAGCUGUCAAGGAAAGAAGUUCCAUAAGAAUAUGGGAGACGAUGGGACCUAGAACAACAUGGAUUGCCCUAGAACAGAGUUGAAAAUUUUUUCACACUGCAAGAGAACAUCAGUAGGACAGGAGGAGUGCACAGGAGAUACACUUAAACUUGCAAAAAGAUGACCGACCUAUUGAGAAGUGUUGUCACCGUCAUUGAUAUUUUCUACAAAUACACCAAGCAAGAUGGGGAGUGUGGUACACUGAGCAAGGAUGAGCUAAAGGAACUUCUGGAGAAAGAGUUUCGUCCAAUUCUAAAGAACCCAGAUGAUCCGGACACAGUGGAAGUCAUCAUGCAUAUGCUGGAUCGAGAUCAUGACCGCAGACUAGACUUCACUGAGUUUCUUUUGAUGGUAUUCAAGCUGGCUAUGGCAUGCAACAAGGUUCUCAGCAAAGAAUACUGCAAAGCUUCAGGGUCAAAGAAGCAUCGGCAUCAUCACCGACACCAAGAGGAAGAAAGUGAAACAGAAGAGGAAACACUGGGACAGAAAUCAGGUUAUAGACAUUCAAGUUGGAGUGAGGGAGAGGAGCAUGGAUACAGUUCUGGGGGUUCAAGGGAAACUGGGAAACAUAGACAUGGUUCCAACGCCUGGAGGCUAGGAAGGCCAGGUAAUCUAUCCAGUUCAGGGAACCAAGAGAGAGCUGAGAACAGGCACCAUGGGUCUCCCUCUGAUCACUCAUGGAGUAGUGGCAAAGAGAGACAUGGUUACAGCUCUGGAAAGCUGGAGGAAAGAGGAAAAAAGUCACAUGUUAGUCCCUCUAGGGAAUCUGGUGAGGAAUACAAAUCUGGAUCUGGAUCACAGAGUCAGGGAAGGAUAGGUCAUGGUGGGCUGUCACAUGGGCUGGAGACUAGUGGGCAUGAAUCAAACUCUACUCAGUCAACAAGUAAAGGACAAAAACUUGGCUCUAGAUCUGUAGGUUCAGGAGACUGUGGGAGACAAAGUUAUACAUGUGGUUACAGUAAUUCAGGUGGGUGUGGAAGACCACAAAAUGUUUCUAAUUCUUGUCAGGCAAGUAGAUUUGGAGGGCAAAGAAAUCAGUCUAGCUGUACCCAAUCAGGUUGUCAGUCAGGAAGUAGUGGAGGACAAGGUCAUGGCUGUGUCUCAGGAGGUCAGUCCUCUGGAUACAGUCAACCUGAGCCUAGCUCCUGCAGCCAGUCCUCUAGUCACAGAGGAUAUGAAACUAGAGAAUGUAGUCAACCACAGUACUGUGGAGGACAACAGAGAAUAGGCUCAAGUCAAUCCUCUUGCUGUGGACAAUAUGGGUCUAGACCAAGUCAGUCUGGUAGUUAUGGCCAACAUGGAUCUGGUUCCUGUGGGCACCAUUCAAACUCUUGUCAAAAAGGGUCUAAUGAGUUUUCCCAAUGUGGUCAACAUGAGUCUGGUUCAGGUCAGUCUUCUAGGUGUGAGCAAAAUAAAACAGGCUUGAGUCAGUCCUCUAGCCGUGGACAAUCUGGGUCAGGCUCAAGUCAAACUUGCUGUGGCCAGUAUGGGUCUAGAUCAAGCCAAUCUUCUGGCUAUGGUCAGCAUGGGUCUAGCUCAGGUCAAUCCUCUGGCUCUGGACAUGGGUCAUGCUCAGGUCAGUCCUCUGGCUAUGGCCAAUGCAGGUCUGGUUCAGGUCAGUCCUCUGGCUUUGAACAACAUGGGUCUGGCUCAGGUCAGUCAUCUGGCUUUGGACAACAUGAAUCUGGUUCAGGUCAGUCUUCUGGCUUUGGACAACACGAAUCUGGCUCAGGUCAGUCUUCUGGCUUCGGACAACAUGGGUCAGGCUCAGGUCAGUCCUCUGGCUUCAGACAACACAGGACAGGUUCAGGUCAGUCCUCUGGCUUUGGACAACAUGGGUCUGGCUCAGGUCAGUCCUCUGGCUUCGGACAACAUGGGUCGAGCUCAGGUCAGUCCUCUGGCUUCAGACAACACAGGACAGGUUCAGGUCAGUCCUCUGGCUUUGGACAACAUGGGUCUGGCUCAGGUCAGUCCUCUGGCUUCGGACAACAUGGGUCGAGCUCAGGUCAGUCCUCUGGCUAUGGCCAACACACACAUGGUUCAGGUCAGUCCUCUGGCUUUGGACAACAUGAAUCUGGUUCAGGUCAGUCUUCUGGUUUUGGACAACAUGAGUCAGGCUCAGGUCAGUCCUCUGGCUUUGGACAACAUGGGUCAGGCUCAGGUCAGUCCUCUGGUUUCGGACAACAUGGGUCUGGCUCAGGUCAGUCCUCUGGCUAUGGCCAACACACACAUGGUUCAGGUCAGUCCUCUGGCUUUGGACAACAUGAAUCUGGUUCAGGUCAGUCCUCUGGCUAUGGCCAACAGGGAUCAAGCUCAGGUCAGUCCUCUGGCUACAGGCAGCACAGGUCAGGCUCAGGUCAGUCCUCUGGCUUUGGACAACAUGGGUCCGGCUCAGGUCAGUCCUCUGGCUUUGGACAACAUGGAUCAGGCUCAGGUCAGUCCUCUGGCUUCGGACAACACAGAUCAGGCUCAAGUCAGUCCUCUGGCUUCGGACAACAUGGGUCGAGCUCAGGUCAGUCCUCUGGCUAUGGCCAACACACACAUGGUUCACGAAAACCAGAGGAACGGACCUUGAGCCUGGACCCAUCUUCCUUUUGCAACACCCGGAAAUCUGGCUCGGCGAGUCUGUUCCGGCUUCCGAAACAACCAUGGGCCAGGCUCAGGCUCAAGGUCCGUUCCUCUGGUUUUCGUGGUUUCGGACAACAUGGGUCUGGCUCAGGUCAGUCCUCUGGCUAUGGCCAACACACACAUGGUUCAGGUCAGUCCUCUGGCUUUGGACAACAUGGGUCGAGCUCAGGUCAGUCUUCUGGCUAUGGCCAACACACACAUGGUUCAGGUCAGUACUCUGGCUUUGGACAACAUGAAUCUGGUUCAGGUCAGUCCUCUAGUCUUGGACAACAUGGGUCAGGUUCAGGUCAGUCCUCUGGCUAUGGCCAACACACACAUGGUUCAGGUCAGUCCUCUGGCUAUGGUCAACAAGGAUCUGGCUCAGGUCAGUCCUCUGGAUUUGGACAACAUGGGUCAGGAUCAGGUCAGUCCUCCGGCUUUGGACAACACGGGUCUGGCUCAGGUCAGUCCUCCGGCUUUGGACAACAUGGGUCUGGCUCAGGUCAGUCCUCUGGCUUUGGACAACAUGGGUCUGGCUCAGGUCAGUCCUCUGGCUUUGGACGACAUGGGUCCAGCUCAGGUCAGUCCUCCGGCUUUGGACAACAUAGGACUACCUCAGGUCAGUCCUCUCAAUAUGGACAACAUGAGUCUGACUCAAGUAAAUCCUCUCACUAUGGCCAACAUGGGUAUAACUCAGGUCAGUCAACUGGCUUUGGACAACAGGGGUCAAGAUCACAUCAGUCCAGUUAUGACCAACAAGGCACAAAUACUCACUGGCAGUCAAGAGAUACCGCUAGACGUGCCCAGUCUGGUCAUGGACAAGCCACACAAUCGGGGUCGAGUACAACUAGAAGAAGGAGAUCUAGUCAGAGUGAGUCCAGUGACAGCGAAGAACACUUAGAAGGCUCACACACACACUCAGGACACACUCAUGGCCAGUCUGGAUCCCAACAUGGACAGUCAGGAUCCACAGCACAAGGGAGACAGGAAAGUACUCAUGGGCAGUCAAGAGAUACCUCUGGACGUGCUCAGUCUAGUCAUAGACAGUCCACACAGUCAGGCUCUCAUACAGCUGAAAGAAGGAAACCUAGACAGAGCCAUGCCAGUGAUAGUGCAAGAGCUAAUGCCCAGUCUGGGCAUGGAGAAGCCACAAAAUCAGGGUCCAGUACAACUGGAAGAAGGGGAUCUAGUCACAGUGAGUCCAGUGACAGUGAAGAGCAUUCAGAAGGCUCACACAGACACUCAGGGCACACUCAUGGCCAGUCUGGAUCCCAACAUGGACAGUCAGGAUCCACAGCACAAGGGAGACAGGAAAGAACUCACAGGCAGUCAAGAGAUACCGCUAGACAUGCCCAGUCUGGUCAUGGACAAGCCACACAAUCGGGGUCCAGUACAACUGGAAGAAGGGGAUCUAGUCACAGUGAGUCCAGCGACAGUGAGGAGCAUUCAGAAGGUCACACACACUCAGGACACACUCAUGGCCAGUCUGGAUCCCAACAUGGACAGUCAGGAUCCACAGCACAAGGGAGACAGGAAAGAACUCACAGGCAGUCAAGAGAUACAGCUAGACAUGCCCAGUCUGGUCAUGGACAAGCCACACAAUCAGGGUCGAGUACAACUGGAAGAAGGGGAUCUAGUCACACUGAGUCCAGUGACAGUGAAGAGCAUUCAGAAGGCUCACACACACACUCAGGACACACUCAUGUAACGGGCGGAUCCCAACAUGGAGAGUCAGGAUCCACAGUUGGAGGGAGACAGGAAACUACUCACUGGCAGAGAAGAGAUAGAGCUACACAUCCAAGGUCUACUCAUGGGCACACCACAUCUACCCUUGGACAAUCACCUUCUGGGACAAGAGACAGAAUUGGGUCCAGCCAUACACAGACUCAUCAUACUCACAGGCAGUCAAGGGAUAGCAUAAGCAAUCAGUCAAGUAGUAGUUACAGUCAUUCUAGAUCAAGUCAUUUUCAUUCAAGAAACAGUGGAAGACAAAGACAUGGAUCAAGUCAAGGCUGGACACAUGGCAGCUAUGGACGUGCAGAAUAUGACUAUGGGCAGUCUGGGUAUGGACCUUCUGGGGGCAGCAGAACAAGCAGUCGCAAUUCUAGCCCUUUGAGCACCAUCAUUGAUAUUUUCCACCAGUAUUCAACAAAAGAUAAGGACACUGAAACAUUGAGCAAAAAAGAGCUGAAGGAACUUGUGGAAACACAAUUUAAGCCAAUCCUGAAGAAUCCAGAUGACCCAGAUAUUGCUGAUGUCUUCAUGCAUAUCCUGGAUCUAGACCACAACAAGAAAAUAGACUUCACAGAGUUCUUUGUGAUGAGAGGAGAGGAAGACGAAGAUGAAUUUAAUUAUGAAAAUACAGGACGAAUGACUACAGAAUGGAAAGACAUAGGUUACGGUUAUUCAUAUUACACAAGAGAACAAGGUGCAUCCCUUACAAAUGAGAGUGACUUGAAAGAAAAUGGAAGAAGAAACAGCUCAAGGUCUGAUCAUCAACAAACAUCCAGUCACAGAGACAGAUCAAAACAACCACAGUCUGAGAACAGGGGGGCAUCGGGGACAGGGACAAACAGCAGACACCAGGGAUCCAGUGUCAGUCAGGACAGUGAGAGUGAAGGACACUCGGAGGACUCAGAGAGACAGUCUGGGUCUGGUUCCAGAACCCAUGCCGGAUCUGCCCAUGGACAGUCAAGAGAUGACUCUAGACACUCUGGGUCCCAGCAACGGGACAGAGGCAGUCGCGGACACUCUGAGUCUGCCCACGGACACUCAGAAUCCGGUGCCAGUGGAAGACAACGGGCUAGCCAUGGACAGUCUGUAGACAGCUCCAGACCAUCGGGCUCUCGUCACGGAGAGCCUUCCUCUCACGGACAGGCUGAGUCUUCCCACGGGCAGUCAAGAUCAGGUGCAAGAGGAAGACAAGAGUCCCACCACGAGCAGUCAACGGACAGCGCCAGACGCUCAGGGGCUGGACGUGGACAAUCGUCCCCCGCAUCCCGGGCAAACAGACACCAGGGAUCCGGCGUCAGUGAGGCCAGUGAGAGUGAAGGACAAUCAGAAGAGUCAGACAGUCAGUCAGUGUCAGCCCAGGGAAGGUCUCGGCACAGUCACCAGAACCAACAAGACUCCGCACAUGGCCCCUCAGAGGAAACGUAUAGAUACUCAAGGUCUCUCCUGUACUACAAACCACCUCAUGAGGACUCCGAGUCCUCCCAUGGACAGCACGGAUCCGACACUAGAGGAAGACAAGGAUCCCGCCACGAACAGGCUCCAGACAGCUCUAGACACUCAGCGUCUCAUGAGGGUCAGGCAAGCGCUCAUGGGCAUUCAGGGUCCGGCAGAGGAGGAAGGCAGGGGUCCCGUCAUGAGCAGUCAGGAGACAGUUCUGAACACUCAGGGUCCCACCACCAACAGGCAGCCUCGCACGGAGGGUCUGGUUCUUCCCAUGGUCAGGCAGGAUCCAGGAGUGCAAGCAGACCAAGAUCCGGCCAGGAACACGCAGGAGACAGUGCUAGGCGGUCAGGGUCUCGCCACCAAGACACAUCCCCUCACGCAGGCAGCUCUAGGCACUCACAGUCUGGGCAGGGCCAAACAUCUGGGUCCAAGCCAAGCAGACACCAGGGAUCCAGUGUCAGUCAGGACAGUGAGAGUGAAGGACACUCGGAGGACUCAGAGAGACAGUCUGGGUCUGGUUCCAGAACCCAUGCCGGAUCUGCCCAUGGACAGUCAAGAGAUGACUCUAGACACUCUGGGUCCCAGCAACGGGACAGAGGCAGUCGCGGACACUCUGAGUCUGCCCUUGAGUACUCUCACCACCCUUCCAGUACCACAUAUGAUCACUCCAAUUCUCUUUCUCAAGCAACUGGUUAUAGAUCAAAGACACAAUCACUUUACAGUCAUCGUAAUUCUCGGCCUGAUGAUUUUCACUCUCAGAGAUUCUGGCCUAGCACAAGAAGAAAAGAUGACUCCAGCCAUGGGAAAUUGGGAUACAGUCCAGAGUUCUAUCGAGCAUGGAUAUCUACUCAUAGGCAAGCUGGGUCUACCCAUGAAGAAUUUAGGUCCAACAUAAAAGAAAGGCAUGAGUCUAUUUAUAAACAAUCUGGGUCAUCUCACGGGCAAUCAUCUUCUAUAUAUAUUGGAGCCACAGCAAGAAAACAUCAGAGAUCCCCUAUAGAUCAAGCCAAUGAUUGUGAAGGACAAUCAGAAGGCUUAGAGAGACAGCUGACAGAAGACUGUACUAGAUAUUCAGGGUUUUAUCACAGCCAGACAUCCACUAAUGGACAUUCUGGGUUUACUUAUGGGGAAUCUGGGACUAGCACAUGGGAAGAUAAAUAUUGAGCCACUAGCAAUCAGAAAAUAGCUCCAUACACCUAUAGUCAUCUUACAGACAAACUUCAUCCACACAAUCUGAUUCUAGUAAAAGCAGACAAUGCAGAUCCAUUUAUGGUCAGUUUAGAGGUGGUUAAGGAGAUUCAAACAGAAUCAGCAUCAGCUCACAGAUAGUCUGAGUGUGGCCAUGGACAAUGAAAAACAAAUAAAAUAAGCCAAAAAAGAUGUAUCAUGAACAUUCUGAAGACAAUGUUAGAAAUUCAGAGUCUAUUCAUAAACAGAUGAUACCUACCCAUGAACAGUCAGGAUCCAAAACCAAAAGAAUAAUGGAUAGAGCUAGUUCCCUCUAGGAACAAGCAAGUUAUAGUCAUAAGCAGGCAGGAGAUAGAUAAUACAUUCAGAAGCCAGACAAGUAAAACACACGUCAAUUUGGGUCUAACCAUACAGACUGAUAGUAUGGGAGACAAAGGCAAGUAACAGGUUAUGGUUGUAAAUAUGGCAGCUAUGGAAGUGCUGGAUAUGAUUAUAUGUGGUCUAAAAAUAAAAGAGUGGUCAGAUUUGAUUUCAGUCCACUAAAAUCUGGGGAUAGAAGCACAAAUAAGCCCAGCCUCGAGUAGUCAGGAUCUCCCUCGGAUCAUUCAGGGCCCAGAUCAUACACAUAAGACAGAAAGGCAAGGAUUUAAUCUUUGAUACUCAGGAAUAAGCCAUAAACGAUCACUUGAUACUACUGUGUUUCCCC